AACUCUUAACACACUGGUUUAAUACGGACGUCACAUUUAAAUCCACUGAAGACCUACUUCCCACUACGAGAACUUCGUUAUUGAUCGGGAAGCUGAAUAUUCAAACUAACACUCAUUCGGGAUCCAGUGAUUUCCAGAGUUUUCCUAUAUGCCUAUUCGUACUUCACGGGCUAUUAGUAGUGCGAGACCUGUGUACAUAGCAUUAGUGUGCUAAAAUCACUGAAGUGCGCAUAAGUAAACAAAUUUAAAAUUUUAUCUAAUCGCGUGUUUAUUCUCCGCUUACAAGACUGCACAUUGUGUGCAAUGGCGGACAAAGGAAAACAGCGAAAAAUUUUGAUUGCUAUGGACGGGAGCGAAUACUCUGAAGGGGCGCUAAAAUGGUUUGUCAACCAUUUGUAUCAAAAGGAUGAUGACGUCACCGUACUGCACGUCACCGAUCACAGAAGUUCCGCUUCCUAUGGAUCUAACUGGAUGCCUGUGGAUCCUACGUUCGUCCACACAGCGUUUAAAGAGGAGGAAGAGAAGGCCAAAAUCACAAUCAAGAAACUGGACGCAAUAUUAAUGGACGCUGGGGUUCAAGGAAAUGUUGUUCGAGCACACGGCGACCCUGGAGAACAGAUCGUCAAAACGUCGGAAGAGCUAGGGGUUACCAUGAUCAUAAUUGCCUGUCGUGGGCUUGGGAAAAUCAGGCGGACUAUCAUGGGAAGUGUUAGCGAUUAUGUGGUCCAUCAUUCGUCUAUACCGGUCGUUGUUUGUCGCCAUUAAAAGAAUCAGGAAUUCGUUUUGCUGUGUUCUGCACAAUUGCCUGUGUCGUUUUGUUUUACUUUUCUAUGUGUUUUUAUCUUUUAUAAGUAUGAACUGUAUUUUUUCUUUUAUAAGUAUGAACUGUAUAAAUGUGAGGGGUAUAAAUACACCGAUGUUUGUCUAACAGCAUAAUUUACAGUAAUGUACAUGUAAAUGAAAGCAUAUUCUACUUCUUACAGUACAUGUGUAAGCAUAUAUAUAUACUGUACAAUGAAUAUAUGCAACAUAAUUUUUAAAAUGAUAAAUCCAGUAAAUGCUGAAACUCAGGCUUUUGUUUAGAGUAAUUACAUUGCAUAUAUAUAUUCCUUAUUUUGACAAAAAAGAUAAUUUACGAUCGUGUUUAUACACGUAUUGCUUUAAUUUCGUUAUUUUUGUGCGACAAUGACCCUAUUUAUUUCUGUGUUUCAAGGUUUGUCCCUACCAUUUAUGUAGGUGUAUUGUGUGUGAAGGCCUGUUUCUAUUGACCAUCAACCACUGUUUGUCUUUUUAAAGAGAAAUUUUAAAAAAGUUUAUGUACACUUUAAGAAA
Ostrea edulis (European flat oyster) is the source of this 1332-nucleotide messenger RNA. Its product is annotated as universal stress protein YxiE-like. Bases 304 to 765 code for a protein of 153 amino acids. Lineage: Eukaryota; Metazoa; Mollusca; Bivalvia; Ostreida; Ostreidae. The record is from RefSeq and is a predicted model, not a curated record. The transcript is spliced from 4 exons.